Messenger RNA from Penicillium macrosclerotiorum, 390 nucleotides. RefSeq names its product Major facilitator superfamily domain general substrate transporter. The transcript has 2 exons. Gene Ontology annotation, biological process: transmembrane transport. NCBI's taxonomy places the organism in Eukaryota, Fungi, Ascomycota, Eurotiomycetes, Eurotiales, Aspergillaceae. Gene Ontology annotation, molecular function: transmembrane transporter activity. The record is from RefSeq and is a predicted model, not a curated record. Bases 1 to 390 code for a protein of 129 amino acids.
AUGCAUAUGGUUCUUGCCCCAAAUCGAUGCGUCCUCCGGGGACGCUGGGCUUGUGUCGGCCUGGGUAUCCUGGUCAUCUUCAUGCAAGGCCUCAACUACAUCAUCGACGUCUACAUGAUGUUCGCUAACUCGGCCAUCGCCGCCAACACUCUCAUCCGGUCCAUCGCCGGUGGUGCAUUCCCCCUCUUCGCAAACCAAAUGUACCAAAACUUGGGUGUCAACUGGGAGUCGAGUUUGCUGGGCUUCAUUACGGCUGCUAUGAUUCCCGUCCCCAUCUUGUUCUCCGUCUAUGGUGCUAAGAUUCGGGUGAUGAGUGGCUUUCUCCCAAGUUCUAAACGCUGUAUAAUAUUCGACGAGUCCGUGUUGAAAUAUCCUGGGCAUGAAUUUUGA